AAGAUCUUCACUUUGUUAUUCUCUUUAAGACUAAAUAAACUGCAACAGCAGCAUAGAAACUGUUUAUAAAAAUGUUUAAACUUAUGUUACAGAAUUUGACACCGUUGUUUCAGUAGUUUGAAGAGUAGUGUUUGGCUGAAAUAAAAAUAGCUCCAAGUCUGCCUGUGUUGGCCAUGAAGAACAGCAGAAUUGGCAGCAGUUCAUGGCUUUUUCAGAACACUAACGUCGAGCACCGCAGCCUCACCACAGUAUCAGAUAUGUUUUUCUAUAUUUGCACUGCUUAGGCAACAAACUGUUGACAAGAGAAAGUGCAUUAACCCAUGGAGCCGUUUUCCUGUCUUACAUAUCUAAUGUGAUUUUACUGUAGCAGCAGAUCAGACCAGCACAACAUUCAGAGGUGUUUACGUCCAUUGCUUCCACAGAAGUGGUUAAAUUCAGACAUAUUUUUUGGAUGUUAAUAACUCAACAUAUCUGUAAACCAUAGAGAUGAUUGUGUGUGAAAAUCAUAGAUAUCCAAAAAACUCAACCAUGCCAUUCAAAGUCACAAAAAUCCCCUUUCUUCCUCAUUCUGAUUCUCAGUUUGAACUUCAGCUAGUUAUCUUGAUCAUAUCUAUGUAGCUAAAUACAUUGCUUUGCUGCCGUGGCUUUGUAUUAACAAGCAUUUAAAUGGAUUUUACCCAAUGAAGUGGCUGGUGGGUGUAUAAUACAUUCUCUGCACAGCAUUUAUCUCACUUUUCAGCAGGUGAGGUUGUACAGCCAUGUCCUCUCCAGAGAUCAGCUCUCUCUCCUGGGGCCACAUGAAGGUGAAGGGGUGCUCUUCCAACUACAAGGACUGUAAAGUCUGGCCUGGAGGCAGCAGGACCUGGGACUGGAGAGAGACUGGAACCAAUCAUUAUCCAGGAGUUCAACCUGCUGAUCUGGAAGAGGUGCUAAAGAAGGGAAUAAACCAGUUGGUGAUUGGCAGAGGCAUGAGUGAAGCUCUGCAGGUUCCCUCCACCACUCUGGACUAUGUGAAGCAGAAAGGCGUAGACGUCAUAGUCUUGCAGACAGAGAGGGCUGUGGACGAGUACAACAAGCUGGCCAACCAGGGCGUGAAGGUGGGCGGAGUCUUCCACUCCACCUGUUAAUGCUCCAUCUUGCUGCGUUGACAGAGGCCUGUCAUGCACUGUUCUGCCAACCUCAUCAUCAGUUACAGACACUGAUUUAGAAACAUCUGCUUUUUGAACUCUGACACUGAUUUUCAGUUAAGAUCAUGUCAGCUGCAACAAAGAAAAGCUCAGGCAACUCCAAAAGCAAUCAGAAAUCUUACUGCACAGUUGUGUAUUUGAUUAUAGCUUUGUUUACUUGCUCUGAUAAACGGUAAGAAACUCUGGGAUAAAUUAAAGGUUCACUUUGAAUCAAAUCAGUGAUUAAAUGUGCACCUGUGAGCUGUUUUUUGUAGACUCCUGUGCCUUUAAAUGGGGUCUUGUUUCUUGUGUUCAUGAGAUGAGUCCAUUUGAAUCAUAUCAAUGUAUGACAUUGUAGGUGAAUCUGAGGUCUUUGAGAUUCCUGUUGAGUUUAAAUUUGUUUCCCUGUGGGUUAUUUUUGUCCUGUUUGUAUUUCUUACAUUCAGAUAACUUUAGUUGCAUGCUAGGCAUCACUUCUGUUGUCCAACAUGGAUGUUUUCAUUUGAAUGCAUGUGUCCGUCUUUUAAACAUUACUCCACAGUUCGCCUGGUUUUGUUGUAACAUCAUUUUUCAUUAGGUGAAAAUGUGUGUGUGCUUGUUUGAUACAGACAAUAAAAUUCAUCACAUUU
Messenger RNA from Solea solea (common sole), 1795 nucleotides. RefSeq names its product adipogenesis associated, Mth938 domain containing (gene aamdc). The transcript is spliced from 3 exons. Lineage: Eukaryota; Metazoa; Chordata; Actinopteri; Pleuronectiformes; Soleidae. The record is from RefSeq and is a predicted model, not a curated record. Bases 759 to 1127 code for a protein of 122 amino acids. Gene Ontology annotation, cellular component: cytoplasm. Gene Ontology annotation, biological process: positive regulation of fat cell differentiation.